This is a messenger RNA of Mustela lutreola (European mink), 1463 nucleotides long. RefSeq names its product profilin family member 4 (gene PFN4). Gene Ontology annotation, cellular component: cell cortex. Gene Ontology annotation, molecular function: actin monomer binding. The transcript has 5 exons. Lineage: Eukaryota; Metazoa; Chordata; Mammalia; Carnivora; Mustelidae. The record is from RefSeq and is a predicted model, not a curated record. The coding region runs from base 220 to 609 and encodes 129 amino acids.
GGUAGCGAACCACGCCGAAGCGCUUCUCGGUGACGGGCAGAUAUUGCAGCCAAUAGCUAGGCACGUCGCCUUUCCGUCCCGCCUUCCCCCGCGCCCGUUGACGGGCCGCCGCUCGGCUCGCCGGCCCUUGGCCCAGGGCCGCGCUGCUUUCCGAGUGCCGUCUUGCGUUCUGCUCACGCUGGACCAUCGCCUUCCCCUAAGCACUCUAGCGGAGGGAGCAUGAGCCAUCUGCAGAACUUACUGUUGGAUACUCUGCUGGGAACAAAGCAUGUUGACAGUGCAGCCCUCAUCAAGCUCCAAGAACGAAGCUUGUGUGUAGCAUCACCAGGAUUUAGUAUGAUGCCUCAUGACAUCCAAACACUUGUGAAUGGAUUCGCCAAGAACCCUUUGCAAACUAGAAGAGAAGGAUUGUAUUUCAAGGAAAAGGACUACAAAUGUAUCCGAGCUGAUGACUAUUCACUUUAUGCUAAGAAUGAAAACACUGGUGUGGUUGUUGUGAAGACCCAUCUAUAUCUUCUGGUGGCAACUUACAUUGAAGGCAUGUAUCCUAGUGUCUGUGUGGAAGCCACGGAGAAGCUGGGAGAAUAUCUAAGAAGAAAAGGAAAUUAAGUCACCAGAGGACUAUGAAAGACAGCUCUCAUUAUUUUAAGAAAUAGAUCCUAAAGGGAAAAAAAAAUCAUGCUUUCUUUUGUGGUUGAAAACACUAGGAAGAAGAUACUAAAGAGGAAGAAGUUAAGGGAGCAAUUUUUUUUAUUUCAAGAGAUCUUCUUUUUUCAUUGGAAUUCUUUAUAAGCUAUACUUGGUUUGUUUGUUUAAGUGUUGGUCAUUGACAUGAGUAUGAGAAACCUGCUAUCUGCCCAGGGCAUAUCUGUUGAGAGACUCUUCCCUGAGGGUCUUGUGCUCCCAUACAUCUUGCUGGGUAUGCCAAGAAUGCAAGGCUCUAACAACUCUUCAUCCAGGCCCUUUCUCUGGGUGAUUUUGCAGGAAGCAACUUUGAACAAGGAGGUAAUGCCUCCCUUCAGAACAAAGAGCAAACUUUCUUACUGCUUGCUAUAAAAGAGGUAAGUUCCCUGAACUCAGAGCUGUAAUGCCACUCAUUACAUAUGUGACAUCCACUGGUCCACACCACCCCUGUAGGACUUGGGGAGAAGGGCAACACAAAAGCCACACUUUGGGCCACAAGUCAAGGUAUUUAACAGAUGUUCCAUGCUCCCCACCACCUACAGGCAUUGGAUUUUGUUGAACAUGGGGAAGGCCUUUCAAAAGUCAACUCAAAAGAAUUUUUAAAGAAUCAACUCAAAAAGAUUUUUUACUUCAUCUUCUUGACUUCCUCUUAGUUCACAUAACUUAGUAUGGUUAAAGAAUGUGACCUUCUCCAGAAAGGGUUCAUCUCCUCUUGGUCACUUACUGGGUGAUCAGGACAAUAAGGGUAGGGAGCUAUAGAGAAAAUUUUCUAUUUUGAA